CUACGCUUGCAUUUAAAUCAAGAUAUUAUUUCCCCCAUUUGAAGAUAUUGUUUAUACAUAUAUAAAACCAAAAGUAAUAUUUUUCUUUUUUAUUUAAAAAAAAAAAACAAAAAAAAGUGAUGAUGGCAUGUAUGUACAUAUAUGUGAUUGUAAUUGACAUUUGGAGAAAAUUGAAAAGCAUGCACAACCUUCCCCUUCUCGGCUUCUCCUACUUCUCCAACUAGUCAUUCUAUAGCUCGGUCUCCUCAACCUCGACAUCAUCUAAAUCCUCACUCCUUCUUCCAUCUUACAUUCUUCUUUCUCGCCGGAAUUUCCCUCCUCCGGCCACCGCCGGAAUCUUCAGAUGGGGGAUCAAACGAAUCACCCGGAGUCAAAAAUUGAGGAGGAAAUGGAGAGAGUGGUAGAGCAAAUAAAACAAUUGCAGGAAGCAGCAACUUCUUUGAUUUCCAUGUCAUCGAGAGAAGAGAAAGUCCUUCAACAACGUGCUCUUUCACUCGAUGCAUCCAUAGUGAAACUUCGUUCCUCCAUCAGUUCUCUCACGAUGGAUGGUUGCAUAGAUGCCACGCUAGCUGAAAAGCUUGAAGAUGAGUUGAAUAGAGCAAAAUGCAUUCUUGUUGAUGGAGAUGCUUCAUCUUUUCUUGCUGGCAAAGUUGACAGUCGGUUCUUGAAGAUGUUUCUUGGUCCAAUUAACGUGCGAGCCAUUAGGAAGGAUGUGCAGUUUAAAGUCAAAGAGGAGUAUAAUAGCUACAAGGAUAGAACUGCCUGUUUGUUUCUUCUUUUGCCAUCAAUGCUACUAUUUCUUAGAUCUUGGAUGUGGGAUGGCUGCAUGCCUGCUUUUCCAGUUCAAUUGUAUCAGGCUUGGCUUUUAUUCCUGUACACAGGUUUGGCUUUGAGAGAAAACGUCUUAAGAGUGAAUGGGAGUGACAUUCGUCCAUGGUGGAUUUAUCAUCAUUACUGUGCAAUGGUAAUGGCACUUGUGAGCCUUACUUGGGAAGUAAAAGGCCAACCUGACUGUGCUCAGAAGCAGAGAGGGGUUGAACUUUUCCUACAAUGGGCUAUGAUGCAAGGAGUUGCAAUGCUAUUGCAAAACCGUUACCAACGGCAAAGGCUGUACACUCGCAUUGCACUAGGAAAGGCAAAGAGAAUGGAUGUUGUGUGGGGAGAAUCAACUGGAGAGCGUGGCCAGCUUUUGCUGCUUUGCCCCAUUCUUUUCAUUUUGCAGGGCUUUGAGGCAUAUGUUGGAUUGCUGUUGCUUCGAACUGCAUUUGCUGGGGUUGAAUGGCAGGUUGUCUUCUGUGGAUUUCUCCUGGUUUUGAUGGCAGUCGGGAAUUUUGUAAACACGGUGCAAAGUUUGCUUGUCAAAUCGCGGUUUAAAGCAAAGAUGAAAAGGACUAAAAGUAAGCAGCAGAUAGAUUAGGAAUGAAUUUUCUGAAAAGUUUUGAUAUUCUCAUACUAGUUUUUAUUUUCUCCUUUUAAAAAUGUAUAUUCUCAGUUCGUUGGUUGUGUGAUGCUUUGGUCAUUCCGUAGAUUUGCUAAAGGUACAUCAAAAGAAAAGAAAAGAAUAAUUAAGAAAAGGAUAUCGACAUGUAUGAUUGUUAAUUUACAACAAACUACUUUCGUUUUUUAGAUUCGACUGAAAUUGUAUCAGUGAAUAAUGAGAUGGGUAUAUCCCAAUAUUGACUUUAAUGUAUUCAUUCUUGCUACUUAUUUGUA
Messenger RNA from Chenopodium quinoa (quinoa), 1713 nucleotides. RefSeq names its product transmembrane protein 120 homolog. The transcript is spliced from 11 exons. NCBI's taxonomy places the organism in Eukaryota, Viridiplantae, Streptophyta, Magnoliopsida, Caryophyllales, Amaranthaceae. Gene Ontology annotation, cellular component: membrane. Bases 344 to 1417 code for a protein of 357 amino acids. The record is from RefSeq and is a predicted model, not a curated record.